Nematostella vectensis (starlet sea anemone) is the source of this 3214-nucleotide messenger RNA. RefSeq lists its product as uncharacterized. The transcript is spliced from 3 exons. The record is from RefSeq and is a predicted model, not a curated record. NCBI's taxonomy places the organism in Eukaryota, Metazoa, Cnidaria, Anthozoa, Actiniaria, Edwardsiidae. The coding region runs from base 1888 to 3102 and encodes 404 amino acids.
GAGAAAUAUACACGCCUAAAAGAGAAUCACAGAUACAGAUACGGGUUUUAUAAUGUAAAUAAGACAUCACGAAACUCCUACAGGGCAGAGUCAUUAGAUUCCUGAUCUGACACGGUAUGCACACAAGUUAAUUAAGAUUGUUUAAUGUAUUUAUCAGUUUUUAUUGGAUCUGAGAGUCGUCUUUGAAUGGUUGUGCAACUACUCCCUAUUCGGUUCCUACUAUCACAAUCUAUUUAUCGAAAAAGAGGAAUUCUUUCACGGUAGGCAUUCAAACGUUUGCCUUAUUCCCUGACAACAAGUAAAGCGACGGGGAAAAGCAUAAACAGGCUGACAUGCUGUGUUGCUGUCUCUAGGAGACUGGAGGGCUCGGUGUGCGAUGCGUCUGACAGGUCAUGUUAGCCACACUUGACAAGAGGAAAGACAUUUGCGCGCGCUGUCUCCUGGGAAAGGCCCACGCACUUCCGUCGUGAGCUUCAGCGGAUCUCUUAUUGGUUAACGGGGGACUUAGACGUGGAAGCCUGUGAAUGAUGUAAUAUCCGGUGCAUAUCAGACAUCUGCUGAAGUGAGAGGACGGGUGAAGAAUUUGAUGAUAUAUGAUUAUUUUCAUUUUGAAAACCAUAUGUUAUGGUUUUCAAAAUGAGUAUAUCUUGAGCAAGAUAGGCGUUUUAUAGGUAUUUGCUUGUCGUCAUUUUGAAUUUAGCCAAAAAUGUCCUUUUUUAUUGCUUGUCACUUCCAUAAACGAAUCAAUAGAAUCAAUAAAAAAGUAUGUAGGUUCUUGAUCUCUAGGUUCUUAUACGCGUACACGUGUGUUUACAGUGUACAGAUUAUCAGAUGACGCACCCUCUUAAACCAAACACAGGGAGCCCGUUAAGGCCCUGUCACACGUAGACUUUUCGACUGCAACUUGUUUCGCUAAAAAAAUUGACGUAGCACGCGCCCUGUCACACGUGAAGUUUUUCCUGCGACUUGGAGCAAUUUGUUGCAGAAAGUAGAAGAGCGUUCUACUUUUCGUGCGACUUGGAGAAAGAACAAGUUGCAAGAGGAGUGUCACACGCAAAAAUAGUGCGCGUGCGACUUGCAAUUAUUUUUCGCAAGAGGAAAGCGUACGUGAGGGUUCCCAAAUAGAACCCCGGGACUGGGCUAGGUUGACAUAUAACAAGCACAUAUACAAAGGCUUUUUGGAUUUCAUUCAAAUUCAUUUUUUUUUUCAUAACGACAAUUUCCGUUUUAGAGUCCGUAAGCUUCUGAAAAAAAAAAUGCAUUUUUCUAUGUAAUAUCCUCAGAAUGAUACCUAAUGAUAAUUUAAUAUUUUCUUUGCGAAAUUCUACACAUGCUUGUGCCCAGUCCCUAUAAUUUGAAAGAGGCGUAAACAUUGGUCACUUCACAAAGAACCUACCCAGGAUCCUUUGUGAGCCUGCAUCGUCAAUCAACUCGCACUGAGUUUUCCCGGUUUUUUCCUCUUUAUUUUCCCCUCAUUUAAAGACUGGAAACGAAACUGAGCCAUCGUUAAGACCUGCCAAAAUAAACAACACUGUGCAAAAAAUAACCCAAUUCUUAUCCUCAGCACCCAGACUUUCCUUUUCUUAUCACUGAAAUAGCCUAUCUCGUAACUGAUAAACGCCGACAUUUUUUUUUUGUCCUUGCAGCGCGGGCGGCUACGAUAAUUGUAGGUAGUAGUAUGCUUAUUUGUACUAGCGAAAAUUUACAUCGUUGAUAACAUCGGGAAAAAAACAAUUACGAAUUUUGCGGUCAAGGGGGACUGCUUUAAACUAUUCAUGAUUAUUCCUCCAAAUUAGAUUGAGGUAAUCGAAGAGCAGAUCGCGCUAGUGGCACCGCGCCACAUCUCAGGAAAGCCGACUGUUUUCGGGAUUAUUGCGCUAGAGAAUCAUGAAAAAUCUCCUUCUCAAGACGGUUAUCAGACUGAUAUUCGCCAAAUUUGCUACCGGCUUUCAGUGUCACGACACAACAAACAGUGGCAUAUACGUGUGUGAUGUUGGGUCACGCGGUGCUUGUGUGACGGUUGAGCUCGCCGCCACCAAUAUAUCUAGUGGUGCGCAAAGGACUGUCACACAACGUCUUUGUAUAGCGGACCAUUCAUGCAACGUCACGCGAAUUUGUGACGGCAUCUCCUUUUCGAUGCAACAGUGGAACAUAUCACGGUGUCACGCAAAAUGCUGCAACACAAGCCUAUGUAACGCACCGCAACCCACCAGUACGGUCAGUAGUACCACAACUGAAGUUGAGCAAAGAAGUCAACCGGAGGUUGCUGGGACCCAUGUGGUAACGGCUCCACGCCCCCUCUGUUACAAGUGCCCGCCUGGGACUAGCGCCGAAACAUGCACACAGCUGCCUAGCACUGUGCAAUGCGAAUCUAGUGAAAGCGUUUGUUUUAGUGUGAUCGGUAAAGAUAGAAUCGGGGAGAUCGGCUACCGAGGGUGCACAGACACGGAACAUUGCGACGCCUCAAAACUUUGCAACCAGGCCAGCAGGGAUUUGUUCUUGAAGACUGGGGAGGGGCUACAAGACUGCAACGGCUACUGCUGCACGGGAGAGAUGUGUAAUCGUUUUAAUCCGACGCGGCCCUACAAUCGCGAGCAGGAGACUGGGUCAACAGAGAGGGAUAUCAAGGUGGUGCGCCGUGAGACGCCAGCGAGUAGCAACCCACCAAUCAACUGCUACCGGUGCGUGCCUGAUAACCUGGGAAGCCUGUGCAAGAGGGAGGCUAGGGCGAGCAGGUGUCCGCUCGACAGAAGUAGGACGGGGUAUGACGGGUGCUUCAGUAUGACAGGGGUCAUAACUAAUUCGUCGACAGGCAUGGUUAAAGAUGAAGGAAUCUGGAAGGACUGCUCCGUCGUGUCAGCAGACUGCAACGAAAACGGAACUAGAUGUGACAGGCUGACCAGCGUUCUCAAGGACAGAGGACUCACUCUUAAGAACUGCUACGUGAACUGUUGCCAAGGUGACCUCUGCAAUAAUUUCGUACCCUCCCCGACACCGGAAGUCAUGAUGGCCCGUUCAGGGACCCGCCAAUGCACUGUGGGAUGCACCAGAGUGCUGCUUCCGGUUUUGUUAGUUGUCAUGGUAACGAGCGGGUACAAGUAAAAGGGGUAAAGAAAAUAACUCAAAUCUAGGAUGUCAGUGUAACGCGUGAGCAUGUCACAACAGACAAGAGACGGCCGGUGAUGGAUACGGGCAUGAGAGAGGAGAGCUUGCC